Microthlaspi erraticum is the source of this 333-nucleotide messenger RNA. Lineage: Eukaryota; Viridiplantae; Streptophyta; Magnoliopsida; Brassicales; Brassicaceae. The record is from the annotation of a GenBank genome assembly.
AUGGCUCUGUCUUCUAGCUUCUCGCUUUCUGUGUUUCUAAUGAUUCUUGUAUCUGUUCAAUGGACUGCGGUUUUCAGUGAAUCAACAAUUUCAGCUUCUCCAGCUGUUUUGCCGUAUAUCAAUGCACCAGAUAUGUCUUCGUUUUUCCCUACUCCGACCAAAACUCGACCAGAGGAUUUUGCUUCCUCUCCUGUUCCGGAAACAGACGCGCCUGGUCCAAGCUCAGGACAGCGUAAGGGGAAGAUUGCAGGCAGCUCCAUGCGGCUCCGUCCUGAUCUUUCUGUGGCUCUUGUCAUUGUUGGGAUCUGUGGCUUUCUAUCUGUACUUUAUUAA